AUGGCACUCGUAAUGGCAGGCAUCGGUCUGAGAAGACUGUUGGAGCGACAGAUGGCUAAGCGCAAGCGAACACCCAUCGAGUACGCUGUCUUGGCUACGAUCGGAUUCUUCGUAGCGGCGAUCAUCAAGUACCCCAACCGAGCCUUCCUGACAAGAGCCCGGCCAGAUCUCAAAGCUCGUGGACAAGAUGCUCCAGGGUUACCUUUAAUUGGCAACCUUGGUGGCUUUAUCGAGCACCGAGAAGACCCUCUCCUUUACCUCCAUCAGAUCUUCCAAGAGCAUGGAGAUGUUGUCAACCAUCCUUCGUUGCACAACGAGCUCUCUUUGGAUUUUGUUUGGACCAGGUCAAUUACGAUGCCAAUCUUUGGUCGCGCCAUCCUCCUGAAUCGACCCGAGUUCAUGGAGCACAUCCUCAAAACCAACUUUGAGAACUAUGUCAAGGGCGAUCUAGUUCGUUGGAACUUGUCAGAUAUCUUUGGCCGAGGAAUAUUUGUCGCCGACCAUGAAGAGUGGAGGUUCCAUCGAAAGACGGCCUCCAACAUCUUCACUACCAAGCUCUAUCGCAGUCUGGUCGAAGGCGCAUUCAAGUCCAGUGCUGAGGAUUUUAGCACCGUUCUCGACCGAGCCAUUGCUGCUGAGAUGCCUGUUGACCUCCAAGACAAGUUCCUCAAGUUGACGCUAGAUGCGUUUGGAAAGCUCACAUUUGGGUUGGAGUUCAAGGCGUUGCUGAACGAGGAAGGUCCAAAUGAGUUUGGAGACGCGUUUGAUUUCUUGAACUCGGCGGCUGAAUUUCGAAUGCUCAACCCGUUUUGGUUCAUCACCGACCGGAUUAUCCCUGGACGGUGGAAGAAGCAUUGGGGUUGUAUUAGUAUCCUGGAUGAGUAUGCUGCCAAGGCUGUGCGCGACCGUCGAGCUGAAACCCCUGAGAAAGCUACAACGAGAACGCGAGAUCUGUUGGAUCAUUUUAUCACCUACAAGAGUGAGGAUGGCACCAUGCUCACUGACCGUGAGCUCCGCGAUGUAUUUGUCAACUUUAUGAUGUACGUAUUUUUAUUGCACUCCUUUCAUUCCAAGGUUAGCUAUAGGAGCGAAGCAAAUGAGCUACUCACAUCUGUUCUAUGGUGCAACAUCUUUCCUUGGUCUUGGUUAGAGCUGGACGCGACACGACGGCGCAGGCUUUGA
This is a messenger RNA of Linnemannia hyalina, 1182 nucleotides long. NCBI's taxonomy places the organism in Eukaryota, Fungi, Mortierellomycota, Mortierellomycetes, Mortierellales, Mortierellaceae. The record is from the annotation of a GenBank genome assembly.